Filobasidium floriforme is the source of this 1230-nucleotide messenger RNA. RefSeq names its product eukaryotic translation initiation factor 6. The record is from RefSeq and is a predicted model, not a curated record. The transcript is spliced from 7 exons. NCBI's taxonomy places the organism in Eukaryota, Fungi, Basidiomycota, Tremellomycetes, Filobasidiales, Filobasidiaceae. Gene Ontology annotation, molecular function: ribosomal large subunit binding. Bases 174 to 911 code for a protein of 245 amino acids. Gene Ontology annotation, biological process: maturation of 5.8S rRNA; assembly of large subunit precursor of preribosome; ribosomal subunit export from nucleus. Gene Ontology annotation, cellular component: nucleolus; preribosome, large subunit precursor; cytosol.
AAGGUGAUAUCGCUCUUGCAAAGACUCCAUCUCCACGUCACAAAUCCACAACAAAGGACACUCCAUUCGACAGUCUUCGGAUCCGACCGACUCUUGCCUCAGGACUCGCCACACCUUUCCUCACUUUUAGGACCACCUCAAGUACACCCUCCAAGCGUCCAGACUACUUCACUAUGGCUGUCCGUGCUCAAUUCGAAAACUCUUCCGAUAUCGGAGUCUUCUCCAAGCUCACCAACUCUUACUGUCUCACCGCCUUGGCAUCAUCGUCCAACUUCUACUCGGUCUUCGAGGCCGAGCUCCAGGACGUCAUCCCUGUCAUUCACACCACCAUCGCCGGUACCCGUAUCAUCGGACGUCUCACCGCUGGAAACCGUCACGGUCUCCUCGUACCCAGCACGACCACCGAUCAAGAGCUACAACACCUCAGAAAUUCCCUCCCCGCCGAGGUCGCCCUCCAGCGGGUCGAGGAGAGGUUGAGCGCUUUGGGAAACGUCAUCGUCUGUAACGAUUACGUCGCGCUCGUUCACCCGGAUUUGGACAGGGAGACCGAGGAGAUCAUUGCCGAUGUCUUGAAGGUCGAGGUAUUUAGGCAGACGGUGGCAAGCAAUGUUUUGGUUGGGAGUUAUUGUGCUUUGAGCAACCAGGGAGGUCUUGUGCAUCCCAAGACCUCGCGGUCAGAACAGGAUGAACUUUCGUCACUGCUCCAGGUUCCCCUUGUCGCCGGUACGGUAAACCGAGGUUCCGACGUGAUUGGAGCCGGGCUCGUCGUCAACGAUUGGUGCGCUUUCGCCGGACUCGACACUACCGCUACCGAGAUCUCCGUCAUCGAGGCCACAUUCAAGCUCCAAGGACAGACUCAAUCCGCGGUGAUCGAUCAGAUGCGAGAUUCGUUGAUCGACACUUACGCUUAAAAAGCUAGCAAGAGCGCGGGUGCGACGGCGGCGUGUUGCAGUCGAUUGUCACUGUUACUAUGCUACUCGGGGACCGCACGCGGGACCGGAAAGCGCAGGUCCCUCGUUCUGAACUCGUUGACGAUGUAAAAUUGGGUCAUCUAAUGUCGAAACUGUGUCAACUAUCGAUCUUCUUGCCGCAACCGGAACGGAUACGCGUGAUUGUGGGGCUGCUUGUCCAUUUAGUUUCGGGCUACUUAAUGCGGGAAGUGAUGUCCAAGUUAUCUGCAUGUUUAGACGGGAAUCUAUGUCAUCGCAAAACUCUGGCAGUCAUUUCCAG